Messenger RNA from Saprolegnia parasitica CBS 223.65, 736 nucleotides. RefSeq lists its product as hypothetical. Lineage: Eukaryota; Oomycota; Saprolegniomycetes; Saprolegniales; Saprolegniaceae. The coding region runs from base 1 to 732 and encodes 243 amino acids. The record is from RefSeq and is a predicted model, not a curated record. The transcript has 9 exons.
AUGGACAGGCGCGUCGCGACCUGGCAUCGCGUCGACAUUCGCCGCGUGCCGACGCUCGUCAAAGAAGUGGAUGCGCUCGAGAAGCAAGUCGCAGAGUUCAAGAAGACGCUGCCCGACACCGAGCUCUCAAUCUUGCUCGAUGCCGUGGAGCGCCGCGUGGACGAAGUCGAUGAGCUACGCCGCACACACGCGGACGAUCCGCGAGCCGCGCACUUGGACCAUCAGCUGCUGCGGCUGCGCGAGGUGGCCCAGACCCUGGCCAAGCCCGCGCCGCGUACAGCAGCACCAAAUGCGCGUCUUUUCAACAGUCCGCAUACCAAGGACACGCCACCUCGUCGCAGCAACAGCAACCAGCAGCUCACGCCGCCGGCAAAGCCUGCCAAACAACAGCCUCUCUACAAGUGGGAAACGAAGGACCCCGCGCCACGCAGCUGGACCAAGCUCGCGCCGUCGCGCGAUUUUUACAUCCUGCGCGAGCCAGGACACUACUCGACCGACAGUCCCGUGCUCAAUACGCUCGAACUCGACGGUGUAUUUGAGUUUCAGAUCGUCAUGACGCGCGACGAGUGGAAGACGCAUCAGUACGAAGGCCGUCGGCUGGCGGCCGAGACAAAGCACCUCGAGCGCGCCAAGAAAUCUUCGGCGGCCAAGACACCACGCUACACGCCGUCGCUUCAGACGGCGGCACCGUACAUCGAACCGACGCGCAUCGAGAAGAGCAUUUACCGCUAAACCA